AUGAAUUUCUUGCUCGCUGCAGCAAUUCUUUGCUGCGUCUCGAUCGAUAAUGUGGCAGCUUUCUACCUACCUGGAGUUGCACCCUCCUCCUACUCCGAGGGCGACCGAGUCCCCUUGACAGUCAACGCCCUUACUCCUUCGAUAUCACGCCACGACGAGCAGAUCCAUGCCGUGGUUUCCUAUGACUACUACCAUCCUGCAUUUCGGUUUUGUCGGCCGGAAAACGGGCCACAACGUGUUCGAGAGUCGCUGGGGAGCAUAAUAUUUGGGGACCGUAUCCAAACGUCGCCUUUCGAAUUGAACAUGGGACAGAAUGAAACCUGCAAGGUGAUCUGUGCCAGCGCGGACUUUGACGAGAAGUCAGUCGGCUUUGUCAGGUCAAGGAUCAAUGAGGCUUACAAUGUCAACUUGCUCGUCGAUGGGCUACCUGCGGCCGAGUUGAGAGAGGACCCGCUCACACAUGAACGAUUUUCCAGCCCUGGCUUCCCUUUAGGCAAAGUGAGAGAAGACGGCGCCGUCAUACUGAACAAUCAUUGGGACAUCAUUGUCGAUUACCACAAGGCUGGUCUCCGAGGCACGAAGUAUCGGGUCGUGGGCGUUCUGGUCCAGCCGCAGUCAUAUGCAGAGUCGAAAGUGACGGGGCCAGGGAAAGCCGAAUGUGCUGUUGACUCCGGACCGUUGAUGCUGCAAGAUGGAGCAGGAACAAAGGUCACUUAUACAUACAGCGUUUAUUGGCGACCCUCAGACACAGCUUGGGCUACUCGAUGGGACAAAUACCUACACAUCAUCGACCCGAAAAUCCACUGGUUCUCACUCAUCAACUCGACAAUCUUCGUCAUCUUUCUAGUUGGCAUGGUCAGCAGCAUACUUGUUAGAGCUUUGCGGAAGGAUAUCGCCCGUUAUAACCGGCUCGACAACAUAAACCUGGAUGAUUUAUCAGGCACGUCGGCUGUGGGUGAUGAUAUCCAAGAGGACUCGGGCUGGAAACUGGUUCAUGGCGAUGUGUUUCGCAGUCCACGCUACAUUCUGGCGUUGAGUGUUCUCCUUGGUAAUGGCGCACAGCUCUUCGUCAUGACUGGCGUGACGGUCGCUUUUGCCAUGCUAGGAUUUCUGUCUCCCUCCAAUCGGGGCUGGCUCACAUCGAUUGGCCUUCUCUUAUAUACCAUGUUUGGCUGCAUCGGUGGCUAUGUUUCUGCACGCGUAUACAAGAGCUUUGGAGGCGAGAAAUGGAAGCUCAACAUUGCAGCCACUCCAAUCUUUGUGCCUGGCAUUGUAUUCGGAACCUUCUUUCUCCUCAAUCUCUUUGUGUGGGCCAAAGGAUCCAGCGGUGCGGUUCCUUUCACCACGAUGCUAGCAAUCAUCGCCAUCUGGUUUGUGAUCAGUGUGCCGCUGAGUGUGGCCGGAUCUUGGUAUGGUUUCAAGCAGUCGGCAAUCGAAGCUCCAACACGAAUCAAUCAAAUUCCACGUCAGAUACCGCCAGUUACUCGCUCCCUUCGACCUUUGCCUUCAUUGCUCCUGACAGGAAUACUCCCAUUCUGCGCUAUCUUCGUGGAACUGUACUUCAUCAUGACAUCGUUAUGGACGAGCAAGAUCUACUACAUGUUCGGCUUUCUAUUCAUUUGCUACGCGUUGAUGGUCUUGACGUCCGCGUGCACUACCAUCCUCCUUGUAUACUUCUUGUUGUGCGCGGAGGACUACCGCUGGCAAUGGCGGGCAUUCCUUGGUGCUGGGAUGACUGGUGGAUAUGUAUUUGUGAACGCGCUGGGCUUCUGGGUGACCCGAGUGAGCUUCGGAGGUUUUACAGGAGCUGUGCUGUAUGUCGGAUACUCCGCGCUCAUCAGUUUUUUGGUCGCCGUGCUGUCUGGCACCAUUGGCUUCUUUGCAUCCUACGCAUUUGUCUACCGGAUUUACAGCUCUAUCAAGGUUGACUGA
This is a messenger RNA of Exophiala spinifera, 1932 nucleotides long. RefSeq lists its product as uncharacterized. The transcript has 2 exons. Gene Ontology annotation, biological process: protein localization to membrane; vacuolar transport. NCBI's taxonomy places the organism in Eukaryota, Fungi, Ascomycota, Eurotiomycetes, Chaetothyriales, Herpotrichiellaceae. The record is from RefSeq and is a predicted model, not a curated record. Gene Ontology annotation, cellular component: endosome; fungal-type vacuole membrane. Bases 1 to 1932 code for a protein of 643 amino acids.